This is a messenger RNA of Acanthopagrus latus (yellowfin seabream), 684 nucleotides long. It is a transcript of the gene pfdn1, whose product is annotated as prefoldin subunit 1. The record is from RefSeq and is a predicted model, not a curated record. Gene Ontology annotation, cellular component: cytoplasm; prefoldin complex. Lineage: Eukaryota; Metazoa; Chordata; Actinopteri; Spariformes; Sparidae. The transcript is spliced from 4 exons. Gene Ontology annotation, molecular function: protein folding chaperone. Bases 125 to 493 code for a protein of 122 amino acids. Gene Ontology annotation, biological process: protein folding.
GACACCCUUUGUACAGUGUGUGGUUUGUACAAUUGAAUGGUUUCGAAGAAGAACAAGAAGACGAAGAAGACGUAGAGGGACUUCGCACAUGCGCAGUGCGUGCUGAUCUGGUUCAUUAGUGAAGAUGGCUGCGCCCAUAGACCUGGAGCUGAAGAAGGCCUUUUCGGAGCUGCAGGUGAAGAUGAUCGACACGCAGCAGAAGGUGAAGCUGGCUGACCUGCAGAUCGAUCAGCUUACACGGGUUCAGAAACACACCAAGCUAACACACGCUGAGAUCACAACGCUGCCAGACAACACACGACUGUAUGAGGGAGUCGGACGCAUGUUCAUUCUUCAGUCAAAAGAGGACAUCAACAACCAGCUGAUGGACAAACAGAAAACAGCUGACGAGAAAAUCAAAGAACUCGAGCAGAAGAAGGUGUACCUUGAACGCAGCGUGAAAGAAGCAGAGGACAACAUCAGAGAGAUGCUGAUGUCCAGGAGAACUCAGUGAUCUAUAAGUGGUCUAUAAUCAAUAACGCAUUCAUACACGAUUAGUAAUGCACUGGUACACUCAUCGGUCAUCUGUUAUCAAAAACACAUGUAUUUAUGUCAGUAACUGUUUGUUAGUUGUUCAUAUUAAAAUGUUGAACCUUCAGUCUGUUCACUGUAUGUUUGACUUCAAUUAAAACACAUGAGGAAGAA